UAUGAGUAAUAGUCAAUGCCCAUCACAACAUGUAGAAUUGGGGAAAAUCUCAAAUUAAACAGAAGAACAGGCAUGAACAGGCCUUUAUAGAUAAGACCUUCCUUGAUGUAUAACGCACAAUAUAAAUAAAGGGGGAUAGCAGGACCCCAACAUGUGGGCAGCCUUCUGAUACUGACAUCUCCAUUGUAUCAUUAUUCAGAGUAGCCUGAACUUGUCUUCCACGAAGCAUGUUAUCAAUCCAUCUGCUGAUUGUGUGUGUGACUCCGUGUUUGGACAAAGCAGUGUUCAUAGAUUCAAAUGAGUAGGUUGAAGCGGGUUCGUGUAGGUGGACAAAAUGAAGAUAAUAAUAGGAACUUUACUCUUAUGUGCAACAGCUCUAUGCGACCUUCCAAGAGGCUUAAGACCACCCUCAAAAUAUCACCUUUAUAGAGCACCCAUUACCGAUCUGAGGCUAAACUCUAAACUCACCAUUGAGCAACUGAUUAAUUUGACUGAAAAAUUACAAAGUAGACCUCACAAGAAUUAUGGUGUUCCUGAUGUUAAGCAUGUGGAAAAUUUUGAUCGGCAACAGUUGCCUUAUAGACCUCCUACAGGGUUUAGGCAACAAUUUCAACAAAGUACAUUUGGAGCGAAUUCAUAUCAGCCUCAACAGAAUUCUUUUGGAGGAAAUGGACAAAAUCAACCCCAACAGCAAUAUUUGUCUCAAAACUCAGUGGGAGAAAAUCAGUAUGUGCCUCAACAACCUCAAAACUCAUUGGGAAAAAGUCAGUUUGUGCCUCAACCACCUCAAAAUUCUAAUAGUCAACAGCCUCAGAAUUCAUUUGGAAUGAAUCAGUAUUCGCCACAACAAUCUUCUGGGAUAAAUUUCAACAACCAAAACCAACAACGACAACCUGAAAACUCAUUUGGAGGAGUUUCCAUUAAUCAAAAUUCGCUUCAACAAGUAAGUCAAUAUCCGCCUCAACAGUCUCAGAAUUCUGAAAACUCUUUACAUCAAGCUCAAAGAGGUUCAAAUUCGUUGCCUACAAGUUAUUUGCCAACUCAAACCACCCCAAGGAGUGUUGUAGCUACUACAUUGAAACCUUCAACUACAACAGCUACAAGUACUACUACUGUUGAAGCAAAUGAUUACGAUUAUAAUCAACAGACUGAAGAAGGUCCAAAUAUUUCGGUAUCAAACGCAGUUGCAGGAGGAGGAAGUUUCUUUUAUCUACAACAGCCCGAUGGAAGGUUGCAAAAAGUGAUUUUGCAGAAAACUCAAGAGCCAAAUAGUAAACCUGAAGAGUACGUGGCAAAUUAUUAUUUUCAAAACGUCCAAGCGCUUCCUAACACUGUUUACACGCCUUUAAUCAAUUUGGGUGCUUAUACACAAAAGUAAUUGUAAUUUUUAGGGGCAAGCUGUGAUUUUUUGUUAUAUAAGAUGUUUGUUUUCACUAUAGAUCUAUAUUAAAAAGUGAUACUGUCUUUUACUUUAUUGAUGAUUACCUUUUUCUUCUUCCUUUGCGGAUGCCUUAAGGCUUGUUUCUCCC
This is a messenger RNA of Ceutorhynchus assimilis (cabbage seed weevil), 1529 nucleotides long. The record is from the annotation of a GenBank genome assembly. Lineage: Eukaryota; Metazoa; Arthropoda; Insecta; Coleoptera; Curculionidae.